Molecule: messenger RNA, 2046 nt
Organism: Oreochromis niloticus (Nile tilapia)
Lineage: Eukaryota; Metazoa; Chordata; Actinopteri; Cichliformes; Cichlidae
Product: protein NLRC3-like
Exons: 3
Coding region: 1-2046 (681 amino acids)
Source: RefSeq, a predicted model, not a curated record
AUGGAUAUUCUGUUCCAGCUGCUGGAGGACAACAUCAUCACUUUUGUGAAGAACGAGCUGAAGAAGAUCCAGAAGGCUCUGAAUCCAAGUAAGCCCCAAUGCUUGGAGUUUCAGAGGGAGGAUGAUGAGCAGAGGAGCAGCAGAGAGGCAUUUGUGAAGAUCACAGUGGACUUCCUGAGGAGAAUGAAGCAGGAGGAGAUGGCUGACCGUCUGCAGACUGCAGUUUGUCAUCGUAAACUUAAAUCCACACUGAAGAAGAAGUUCCAGUGUGUGUUUGAGGGGAUCGCUAAAGCAGGAAACCCAACCCUUCUGAAUCAGAUCUACACAGAGCUCUACAUCACAGAGGGAGGGACUGCAGAGGUCAAUGAUGAACAUGAGGUCAGACAGGUUGAAACAGCAUCCAGGAAACCAGAAAGACCAGAAACAACAAUCAGACAAGAAGACAUCUUUAGAGCCUCACCUGGAAGAGAUGAACCAAUCAAAACAGUGCUGACAAAGGGAGUGGCUGGCAUUGGGAAAACAGUCUUAACACAGAAAUACACCCUGGACUGGGCUGAAGACAAAGCCAACCAGGACAUCCAGUUCAUAUUUCCAUUCACUUUCAGAGAGCUGAAUGUGCUGAAAGAGGAAAAGUUCAGCUUGGUGGAACUUGUUCAUCACUUCUUUACUGAAACCAAAGAAGCAGGAAUCUGCAGCUUUGAAGACUUCCAGGUUGUGUUCAUCUUUGAUGGUCUGGAUGAGUGUCGACUUCCUCUGGACUUCCACAAAACUACAAUCCUAACUGACCCUAGAAAGUCCACCUCAGUGGAUGUGCUGCUGAUAAACCUCAUAAGGGGGAAACUGCUUCCCUCUGCUCGCCUCUGGAUAACCACACGACCUGCAGCAGCCAAUCAAAUGCCUCCUAAAUGUGUUGGCAUGGUGACAGAGGUCAGAGGGUUCACUGACCCACAGAAGGAGGAGUACUUCAGGAAGAGAUUCAGAGAUGAGGAGCAGGCCAGCAGGAUCAUCUCCCACAUCAAGACAUCACGAAGCCUCCACAUCAUGUGCCACAUCCCAGUCUUCUGCUGGAUCACUGCUACAGUUCUGGAGGAUGUGCUGGAAACCAGAGAGGGAGGAGAGCUGCCCAACACCCUGACUGAGAUGUACAUCCACUUCCUGGUGGUUCAGGCCAAAGUGAAGAAGGUCAAGUAUGAUGGAGGAGCUGUGACAGAACCACACUGGAGUCCAGAGAGCAGGAAGAUGAUGGAGUCUCUGGGAAAACUGGCUUUUGAUCAGCUGCAGAAAGGAAACCUGAUCUUCUAUGAAUCAGACCUGACAGAGUGUGGCAUCGAUAUCAGAGCAGCCUCAGUGUACUCAGGAGUGUUCACACAGAUCUUUAAAGAGGAGAGAGGACUGUACCAGGACAAGGUGUUCUGCUUCAUCCAUCUGAGUGUUCAGGAGUUUCUGGCUGCUCUUCAUGUCCAUCUGACCUUCAUCAACUCUGGACUCAAUCUGCUGGAAGAACAACAAACAACCUUCAAGAACUCUGACACAAGAGAAUUGUGUGGAAAACCAGAAUCACAAAAAAAAGGAGAAUCUGCAGAGAAAUACUUGUACCAGAGUGCUGUGAACAAGGCCUUACAGAGUCCAAAUGGACACCUGGACUUGUUCCUGCGCUUCCUCCUGGGUCUUUCACUGCAGACCAAUCAGACUCUCCUACAAGGCCUGCUGACACAGACAGGAAGUAGAUCACAGACCAAUCAGGAAACAGUCCAGUACAUCAAGGAAACGCUCAGUGAGAAUCUGUCUGCAGAGAAAAGCAUCAAUCUGCUCCACUGUCUGAAUGAACUGAAUGAUCGUUCUCUAGUGGAGGAGAUCCAACAGUCCCUGAGUUCAGGAAGUCUGUCCACAGAUAAACUGUCUCCUGCUCAGUGGUCAGCUCUGGUCUUCAUCUUACUGUCAUCAGAAAAAGAUCUGGAUGAGUUUGACUUUAAGAAAUACUCUGCUUCAGAGGAGGCUUUUCUGAGAAUGCUGCCAGUGGUCAAAGCCUCCAACAAAGCUCUGUAA